Messenger RNA from Eremothecium cymbalariae DBVPG#7215, 525 nucleotides. It is a transcript of the gene RPL11A, whose product is annotated as 60S ribosomal protein uL5. The coding region runs from base 1 to 525 and encodes 174 amino acids. Gene Ontology annotation, molecular function: structural constituent of ribosome; RNA binding. The record is from RefSeq and is a predicted model, not a curated record. Lineage: Eukaryota; Fungi; Ascomycota; Saccharomycetes; Saccharomycetales; Saccharomycetaceae. Gene Ontology annotation, biological process: translation. Gene Ontology annotation, cellular component: cytosolic large ribosomal subunit; ribosome. The transcript has a single exon.
AUGUCAGCUAAAGCUCAGAACCCAAUGCGUGAACUGAAAGUCGAGAAAUUGGUCUUGAACAUUUCUGUCGGUGAGUCCGGUGACAGAUUGACCAGAGCAUCUAAGGUGUUGGAACAAUUGUCUGGUCAAACUCCAGUUCACUCCAAGGCCAGAUACACUGUUAGAACUUUUGGUAUCAGAAGAAACGAAAAGAUUGCCGUGCACGUUACUAUCCGUGGUCCUAAGUCUGAGGAAAUCUUAGAGAGAGGUCUAAAGGUCAAAGAAUAUCAGUUGAGAUCGAAGAACUUUUCUGAGACUGGUAACUUUGGUUUCGGUAUUCAAGAACACAUUGAUUUAGGUAUUAAGUAUGACCCAUCCAUCGGUAUUUACGGUAUGGACUUCUACGUUGUCAUGGGUAGACCAGGUGCUAGGGUUUCCAGAAGAAAGAGAUGCAGAUCCAGAGUUGGUAAUUCUCAUAAGACCUCCAAGGAGGACACUAUUGCGUGGUUCAAACAAAGAUACGAUGCCGACGUGUUGGACAAAUAA